CGCCAGCGGUACGGCCUGCAAGGUGCCGAGACUUACUACUACCUGAACCAGGGUGGGAACUGCGAGAUCCCCGGCAAGGACGACGCGGAGGAUUUCCGUCGGCUGCUCAACACCAUGGAGGUGCUGGGCUUCAGCGUGGAGGAGCAGAACAGCAUCUUCCGCAUCCUCUCCUCCGUCCUCCACCUGGGCAACGUCUACUUUGAAAAAUACGAGACCGACUGCCAGGAGGUCGCCACGGUGGUGAGUGCCACGGAGCUCCGGACGGGUGCGCUGCGGCAGGUCUCCCCCGAGGGCCUGCAGAAAGCCAUCACCUUCAAGGUGACGGAAACACUGCGGGAAAAGAUUUUUACCCCUCUGACCGUCGAAAGCGCCGUGGAUGCCAGGGAUGCCAUUGCCAAGACCCUCUACUCCCUGCUUUUUGGCUGGCUCACGGACCGCAUCAACAAGCUGGUGUACCCGCGGCAGGAGGCCCUCUCCAUUGCCAUCCUGGACAUCUACGGCUUCGAGGACCUCAGCUUCAACAGCUUCGAGCAACUGUGCAUCAACUACGCCAACGAGUACUUGCAGUUCUUCUUCAACAAGAUCGUCUUCCAGGAGGAGCAGGAGGAGUACCUCCGGGAGCAGAUUGAGUGGAAGGAGAUCCCCUUCAGCGACAACCAGCCCUGCAUCGACCUCAUCUCCCAGAAGCCCUACGGCAUCCUCCGGAUCCUCGAUGACCAGAGCUGCUUCCCCCAGGCCACCGACCACACAUUCCUCCAGAAGUGUCACUACCACCACGGGACGAACCCGCUGUACACCAAGCCGAAGAUGCCGCUGCCCGAGUUCACCAUCAAGCACUACGCAGGGAAGGUGACCUACCAGGUUCACAAGUUUUUGGAUAAAAACUACGACCAGGUCCGUCAGGACGUGCUGGACCUGUUCAUCAGCAGCAGGACCAAGGUGGUGGCCAACCUCUUCUUCGGCCAUGCCCAGGUGAUGGCCCGGCAGAGGAGCCUGGUCAGGAGGAGCAGCACCAGGACGCGGCGGUACAAAGCCCCCACCGUGGCCGCCCGGUUCCAGCAGUCACUCCUGGACCUGGUGGGGAAGAUGGAGAGGUGCAACCCCUUCUUUGUGCGCUGUCUCAAACCCAACAACAAGAAGGAGCCAGGGCUCUUCGAGGCUGACGUGGUCAGCAGCCAGCUACGGUACUCGGGGAUCCUGGAGACCAUCCGCAUCCGCAAGGAAGGCUUCCCCAUCCGCAUCCCCUUCCUUGUCUUCAUCGACAG
Molecule: messenger RNA, 1265 nt
Organism: Pelecanus crispus (Dalmatian pelican)
Lineage: Eukaryota; Metazoa; Chordata; Aves; Pelecaniformes; Pelecanidae
Source: RefSeq, a predicted model, not a curated record